GGCUGCUGCCCCAAUGCGCUGCGCCGGGAGCCGGGGCCGAGUCGCCGCCGCAGCUGCAGGGGCGCCCGGGCCGGGUGACGACGCCGCCGCGUGCGCCCCUCCCAGGCCCUGCCGGCCGCAUGGAGCCCCCGGAGGGCGCCAGCCCGGGAGGGGUAGUUAAGGAGGUCGAGGUGCCAAGGGCUGCCCUGGGCACCCCCGUUCCUGGGACGGGGACCAGCAACCACUCACCUGUGGCCGAGGAGGAGGUGGGCGUCCCAGUACCGGCACCGGGUCUCUUGCAGGUCACGGAGAGGCGGCAGCCCCUGAGCAGCGUCUCGUCCCUGGAGGUACACUUCGACCUCCUGGACCUCACCGAGCUGACUGACAUGUCCGACCAGGAGCUGGCCGAGGUCUUCGCCGACUCGGAUGACGAGAACCUGGCCAGCGACUCGCCCGCAGGCCUACACCCGCUGCCCAGGGCCGGCUGUCUGCGCUCCCCCUCCUGGACACGCACCAGGGCCGAGCAGAACCGUGAGAAGCAGCCCUUUGGUGACCCCGAGCGGCAGCCUGCCGUUGUGGACACGUUUCUCACCGUGGAGAGGCCCAAGGAGGACUAGGCCGGCUGGCCCGGGGCCGAGGCGGGGCAGGUCCGGGCGGCCGUGGCCCCGUGGACGCUGCCCGCCCCACGUGGCGCCUCUGCAUAAGCACAGCCCAGUGGCCUUACGUCCAGCUCUUCCUGGUCGCUGGAUCAGGGACCAGGCCCAGGGAUGAGACGAGACUUCUGUCUGUAGGAAUGGUAUUCUUCUCUGUCACCAGACUCCCGGCUAGGGGUGCGGUGAGCAGGGAUCUGCCCGUGAGAGGCGCUCUGCAACCCCCCGGGGGUCUCGGGGCUCCAGUCUUGAACGGCAGUGCCAAGCUCCAGCCCGCGGGACACCCUGCUGCCCUAACCGCCUUGAUUCCAACCCUGCGCCCCUCCUGCCGCCCAGGAAGUGUCAGCACCAGAGCCCCCAGACCCUAACACCCUGCUUGUCGUGAGCCCUGCCUGAGAGCCAGACCCACCUCCUGAGCUCGGAACACCAAAUAUGUCACGACUGCCUCAGACCGCCGGGCAGGGCAGGGGCAGGCGAGGUUCGCCCUCCCCCGGUCCUUGCAAUGACAGUCCCCGCGGCCCACCAGACACACGCACGCACACGCGUGCAGCAGCCCGAGGGGCGUGGGGACGUGAAGGCACCUGGGCACAGCGCCUGGCCCCCAAUUCCGGGGUGCCAGACUCGGCUGCUCCGGACGCUGCUUACAUACUAAGGGACGCAACCGGCUUCCAGUCAGACAGCGAGUCCAAGAACAGUUUUAAAAUAAACGUGUAAGCUUGCUUUUAGUCCCCAAGGCCACCUGCCCUGACCCCUUCUCCACUGAAACAUUUCUGGGGAAGGAAAACAGGCCUGGGCACAUGCUGGGCCCACGGGGCGUGGCUACAGCGCGUCCCGCCAGGAAAAGGGUCGCCUAUGCGCCAGCAGGGGCACGUGAGGGGCAGCAACAGGGAGGUGUCUUCCAGACACAACCAAGAAUUUCACUUAAAAGGGAUCCCGUGAGGGCAGCCGUGGCCCCCCGCCCCCCAGUCUUCCCCCGGGCCGAGUUCCCAUCCUUCUCGCUAUGGCUUCUGCAGAUCUCAUUUCCAAACAGCAGGAUUAAAACGGCACCCUGUCCUAA
This is a messenger RNA of Lagenorhynchus albirostris (white-beaked dolphin), 1686 nucleotides long. RefSeq names its product dysbindin domain containing 1 (gene DBNDD1). Bases 120 to 596 code for a protein of 158 amino acids. The transcript has 4 exons. Gene Ontology annotation, biological process: negative regulation of protein kinase activity. Gene Ontology annotation, cellular component: cytoplasm. The record is from RefSeq and is a predicted model, not a curated record. NCBI's taxonomy places the organism in Eukaryota, Metazoa, Chordata, Mammalia, Artiodactyla, Delphinidae.